AUGCUGUCACGAACCCUUCAUCGUCGAGCCGCUGCGGUAGCCCCGCAUGGUGCUGUGAGGCCUCUCAGCACCACGGCCGUCGUGCAGUCCAAGACUCCUUCGAUGGGAGACAUCAACCCUUCCAGGGCACAAAUCGAUUCUUUCAACAGGAAGCAGCACGAGUUCCGAGAGAAGCUGGUGGAGGCACAGAGAGAACGGGGAGCACGUGCGUUAUCUGCCAAUUCUUCCGCGUCCGAGAUGUCGGGCCAAGGCUCAUCCAAAACUGAUGUAGGAGCAACCGCCCAAGCGAACAAACAAGAGACUGAGCGCAAGUCUGGCCCUCUGUCUAAUCUCAUUUACGGUACCAAGGAGGGCAGGGAGAUGGAGGCUCAGAUCGAGGCCAGCUUCAGUCAGGUGCUGGCCCGCGGCAAAUACGUCCACUCUAUUGUCUUCCACGAGGUGAAGCCCGGGAAGGUAGACGAGUACAUGGAGCUUGUUGGCCAGUAUUACCCAAAGAUUGCCAAUGCUCCUGAAAACAAGGUGCAUCUCGUCGGCAGUUGGCGAACCGAAGUAGGCGACUGUGACACCUUUGUGCAUAUUUGGGAAUACCAAAAGUACGAGGGUUACCAUCAAUCUCGAUACUCCAUCACCCACCACCCCGAAUUUGCGGAUUUCGACAGCAAGCUGAAGCUGUUGAUCAAUUCUAAGAAGAUUUCGCUCAUGCAAGAGUUCUCUUUCUGGCCCACGACGCCACCGCGACAGCUGGGCGGCAUCUUUGAGCUUCGCUCGUAUACUCUACAUCCCGGAAACCUGCUCGAGUGGGAGACACACUGGCGACGGGGCCUGAAGGCUCGACGAGAGGUGAUGGAAGGCGUCGGCGCGUGGUUCGUUCAAAUCGGCGAACUCAACACUGUUCACCACCUGUGGCAGUUUGCCAACCUGGAGGAACGUCGAGAGCGUCGGGAGAAGAGUUGGUCUGUCGAGGGAUGGAGUGACACAGUUCACAAGACGGUGCCACUGAUUCAGAGCAUGAAGUCACGAAUCCUGAUUCCCAUGCCCUGGUCGCCCGUGGCAUAG
Molecule: messenger RNA, 1056 nt
Organism: Pochonia chlamydosporia 170
Lineage: Eukaryota; Fungi; Ascomycota; Sordariomycetes; Hypocreales; Clavicipitaceae
Product: NIPSNAP family protein
Exons: 2
Coding region: 1-1056 (351 amino acids)
Cellular component (GO): mitochondrion
Source: RefSeq, a predicted model, not a curated record